UUCCUCAAUCGCUGUGCCUUUUCAUUUUCAAUUCGCAUAUUUUUGCAAACUCUACUUUCAGUUAUUCGCCGAUAAUUGAUGUCAAAGGACGCAGUUUUGCUCCGCCGGCGUUCUCGUAGCCUUUUGGAAUAAUCAUCCCGGUGUGCAGUGCCAGUGUGGCCAGUUUAGUGCCAGUGUGACCAUGCCCAAGGAGGAUCCGUUUGUAAAUCGUGCCCAGCUUUUGAAGGCGAUCAAGAAAUACCCGGAGAUCUGGGACUCCAACAACAAGCUGCAUAUGUGCCGCAGUGUCACAUCGCCCAUGUGGACGGAGAUCGCAGAGCAGUUUGGCGGUCACGUGCCGACAGUUAAACUUCAAUCGAUCUGGAGCCAGAUGAAGUACCACUACCACAAUUUGGUCCACCGCCAGAUCCUGCACAAGGAUCGCUUCAACACCAAGUGGGAGCACUUCGAGCCCAUGUCCUUCAUGUACAACAUAACGGUGGCCAAGAUCGUGGGUGCCCAGUCGAGCGGUGGUGGAGGUGGCGCCUCCCCCGAUGACCCGCCCACUGCAUCUGAGAUACCGCCCGUUGGGGAGGAACCCGCUGCUUCAGCACCGCCACCCCCUUUGCCCAGCGCAUCCCAUGGACGUGGACGUCCCAGCGGCAGUUUUAGCUGGCUACAAAGCGCUGCCACACCCACCGUCCCCCAACUGCCACAUCUCAUCGCUCAGCCGACCCAUGGACAAGGUCACGGAAUGACCUAUACCGCUUUUACGGGUUUGGUCCCACCGCCGGCUGCAGUGACGUUGGAGACUGUGGCCACGCCUCCGCGGAAAUUGGGACGCCCUAGUUCGUUGCAUAAUAGUAUGCGCGGGCGUAUCAUCGAUGCCAUCAAAACGCGUCCUUCGCUUUGGGCGGGACGCCAGCGUAGUGAAAAGGGGCAGGGCCAGAGUCGAACCUCGGCCGUUUGGAAGGAGGCGGCCAUCGAGAUGGGAUUAACCCCGACUCUUAUGCAGACUCGCUGGUCGAUCAUCAAGCAACGGUAUGUGGAUGAGCUGCAGAAGGAGCGCCACGCCCAGUAUUCCAACCAAGGAUUCCGUUCCACGUGGGAGCACUUUGAGCGAAUGUCCUUCAUGCGUGAGAUCCUGCUAAAGAAGGUGGACGAGCGGGAACAGACUCGCGAACAGAUCCAGGAGAUCGUUAGUGAGCAGCAGCACCACCAGCAGCCGCAACACCACCCAUCGCAGCACUUGCACCACUACCGUCCACCACCGCCCCCUUCAGGGCUGGUGGAGCACGCCCAGGACAUGCCCAUCGGAUUGGUGCAGCAUCACCACGAAGGACACCAGCCGCCGCUGGCCAUGCACCAUCCCCACCCCCACCAUCCACAGGCCAUUCGCCGGCGGGUCAAGCACGAGUCUGAUCUCGAGUGGGAUCCCUUUGAGAUGAUCCUUCACGUCCACGGCGCAGGCGAGCCAGCUGCCAACUGAAGACUGAGAAAUUGGAAACAGCCACCCCCUAGGUAAACAUGAGAAAAAAGAUAAAAAAAAAUUAUACAUCAUUAUUAUUUACCCUAGUGAAAUUAGCUCUACAGAAAUUCAAACGUUUACUUUUUCUUUAAUUUUUUUUUUGCAGAUCUUAGACUUUUUUUGUUUAAUUAAUAUUUUACUAUUUGAUUAAUUAUUUUGAAAAAAUUAUAUUUGCUUGAAACAAUUUGUUACUUAACGAUUUAAACCACCUUUUAAUUGUUAAAGAAUUGUUCGUUCCUUUAAUGUUUAUUCUCAGGUGGAGUUGAAAAAAUAGGAGACUUUAUAAUUUGUAAGAAAAAAAAAGGGCAAAUCUUUUAGAAAUGAAAAAGUUAAUAACGCUAUGUUCUUGAGUUGAAAUUGUUUAGUGAAUUGAUAUUGAAUUAAGGGGCUUCAAUUCGAUAAUGAAAUUGAAACCAUUCUGGUUGGAUUACGGUCCGUCCCUAUAUAUUUCACCAAUAUCAAUUUCCACAAGAACCCGAUUGUAAUAUCUGAAUGGAAAAAGAUUUAUUCCACCCGAAGUGCUUUGCACUCAAUCAAUUUCGAUAAUCGUGAUGCGAUGCGACGGAUUGGAGAUUCAAGAAAGCUCCGAGCGCGAAAACUAAAUUAUGCUAAUUCUCACAGUGUGUGCAACAUUUGUCGAUUGCCAAACUGCCAAACAUGUUCCACUCGGUGUACACACACUGGCACAACCGACUCAUCCAAUAAAGCUCUGCUUCUGCUUCUGCUUCGCCCCCAUCCAUCCAGCAUUUUGUGGAUUUGUGUAAAUUUCUGGCUGAGGGCCAAGGGCGCAACACGCGUAAUUCCAAUCACGUGCCAGUCCAGAGAGAAGAAAAGUUCUCAAACUGUAAAACGUUUAUCAAAAUGUUGCCCGCCCCUAACCGUCCGCCCAAAAAGCCACCCACAUAAUUGGCCCCCUCCCCCCCCUUUCUUCGCUCCCUCCCCUCUCCAACCUCCGCAGACUCCGACAAUAUCUUCAAUAAUAAAUGCAUUUUACUGUCGAAUUUGCCGCAUUCUGCACAACACACGUGCCUUAAAUAAUUCACGUCGCAUUUAGCGGCGUUUUUGCCAAGCCUCUAAUGGGCCCAGCGAUUUGUAAAAGGGGCGUGACGUGGGGCGGUGGGCGGUGCCGCAAAGGGGGGCGUGGCACGACGCCAGGUAAAGUGGAAAGUAGUUGGCUACGUUUUACGUUCUAGUUCGAGGCGAAAAUUUGCCUAAAAACUCAAGUAGUUUGUUCAAACUUUUAUGCUCCGUGCAUUUAUCAACGCCAGUCAGGUCGGAAAAAAGGGAUGGAAAAGCUGGGUGGUUGGGGUGGUGGAUGUUGGAUGUUGGAUAACCCAUCCCAUCCAGGAGUCUAGGAGUCCAUGAAGCGCAGCAGCCCGGAGCAACAGCGCUGCCGUGUAAAAGUUUCCACACAGCCGUGGGUUGGUUAGAUGAUGGAGCGUUAUUUAAAUGGUUUUCAGAUGCGUACGUGCGAAAAUGUUAGUAAUAAUCCAGGUGCCAGAAACCAGGAUGCUAUGUCCUUACUUUGGAAAAAAAAUGCUAGCGAUUUGUUAGCUACAAUGUAAAAUUUGUAUAAGAAUGCCAGAGAACAUUUAACAGCUUAAAUAACAAACUUCAUUUUAUGUAAACAUUUUUUUUAAGAAACAAAAUUUAAAUCUUGGCUUACAUAAGCAAUAAAGGAAAAUAGGUGCAUUGGGCAAAUGUAAUCUGUUUCGAGAAAUUUAAUUAUUUCUAUGAACACUAAAAUAUCACACAUUUAUUUUCGUUUUGAGACCUUUUUUAAUGUUUUUAUAAGAUUGUAGGUGUCAAGGGGCCCAUUUAGGUUUUGCAACCUAAGAAUUCCUAAGAAUUAAUUUCUGUAGUUCGCUUUUGAAUUAUUUGUUAAAUGAUAACAUUGUUAUUUUGAAACGCAAUGCUUCAUAUUAAAUACAAUAAAAUAUAUAUCAGCUUAAAAUAUA
Messenger RNA from Drosophila elegans, 3465 nucleotides. RefSeq lists its product as uncharacterized. Gene Ontology annotation, biological process: regulation of transcription by RNA polymerase II. Gene Ontology annotation, cellular component: nucleus; transcription regulator complex. The record is from RefSeq and is a predicted model, not a curated record. The coding region runs from base 182 to 1468 and encodes 428 amino acids. Lineage: Eukaryota; Metazoa; Arthropoda; Insecta; Diptera; Drosophilidae. The transcript has 3 exons.